AUGAAAAGGACUGAACCUGCGCAAGAAGCAAGAGUAACAAAUCUCACCAGUUCCAAGGCGGCUACAUCAAGCAGAUCGAAGAGGGUGGCAAACACAAUCGGCUCACUUGGCUAUCUGAGUAUGUCAGAUAUUAGUUGCCUAGCCCCUGAAUCUGAUGUUUCAAUUGCCUCUUUUCUGUAUUCCUCGGCUUCGGAAAAUAUUCCUUCUUCGCCUAAACGACUGGGCCAGGCUAGGCGACAGGGUCCAAGCCUAUCAUCUGCGUUCAUUUCAUCGUCGUCUGCUGAAUCACCUUUAUUUAAUGCGGUAAUUCCUAAUGCUCGUGGUCCGUCGGAAGAGGACGGACAAUUUUCCAUUAUGCAGACCAAUAAUCAACAUAGUCAUAGGGAACAAGGAACACAACUAUAUAAAUCCGUUGAGUCACUACGCUCAUUUUCUAGCCCUCCAAUUCCGUCUGCAAGCACAGGUUUACGAAAAACUAUUCUUCACCGAUUAAAAAGCUCCACUUGCUCUUCAGCCAGUCCGCCAGUAACUAAGACAGUUUUGUCCAACGUGGAUUGGGUGAACUCCAAUGCUAUCAAGUGGCCAAAAUUGUCAUCACCAUCACCUAAGAGGUAUGGGAUAAGAAGUUCGUUGUCUUUUGUCUAUAUUUCUUACCUUUAUCCAUUCCUCUAG
This is a messenger RNA of Protopolystoma xenopodis, 672 nucleotides long. Lineage: Eukaryota; Metazoa; Platyhelminthes; Monogenea; Polystomatidea; Polystomatidae. The record is from the annotation of a GenBank genome assembly.